UUUAUGAAUUAAAUUUAUUAUAUUAGGUACUAUAAUUUAAAAAAGUUAAAUAAAGUUUUAUUUAUGUAAUAAAAUGUUAUUAUUAAAAUUAUCAAUUAUUUUUAAAAUUUUAUUUUAUUUUAUUUACGGAUCAAAUCAGAUAUUCUUUAAAAUUCCAAAACAUUUCGGAUAUCCGAGUCACCGAAUAUCUAGAUGGCUAAAGAUCGAAUCGACACGAAUGCUUCCAAAUACCCAGAUAUUUGAUCUGUGCUCACCCAUAUUUACAGAUACAAUUUUAUUUUCUUUAUAUGAAAAAAUGACUAAUGGCAAAGCCUUUUUUAUUUUAAAUUAAUUUAGUUCUACUUUUCAUUUAUUAUUUUGAAAAAAAAGUCAUUUAAUAUUAAUUAACAAUAUCUGUAUAUAUUUGUCAACUAUUUGUAUAUAUUUUUUACAUACACAUACAUGUGCACCUUGAUUUUUAGCACAUUGUAACUAAGUACUCACCAUAACUAAAGUAUCUAAUUUUUUUGAAAGUUGAAAUAUUUUUUUUUUAAUGUUUGUUUCACUACCGCAAAAUUGUAGUAAAAUGAUUUGUCUUAAUAGUUUUUUUUUCUUAAAGUAUUAUCUGUUUAAAAACUAUAAUAUGAAAUUAUUGGUUCGACAUGACGACUAUCUAAAAUUCAUAACAUGAAAACAAACAAAUAAUAUUAUUUUAUUGUUUUUACCGGAAAAAACCAAAAAAAUCAAACAUUUUAACCGAAUAAACGAAAAUGAAUAUUAAUUUAAAAUAAUAGUUAUAUUUUAAAAGAUUAAAAACCAAAAAAAAAAACUUAAAACCGAACCAAUAUCUAGAUUAAACAGAUUUAAUGUCUUUUUAUUAAAAAUAACAAAACUAAUAAUCACAUCCCGCGCAAGGCGCGGGUUAUUACCUAGUUGAAGACUAUUUCCGUCACAUUGACAUAAAUACUAGUUUUCUUCUUUCACUUUCCCUAAUUGUAUCAUUUGAUACUUUCUCUUUUUUUCCUCCAUAUGCCAUUGUGUGUCUAACAUAUUUAUAUAAACCAAGUUCACACAUUAAAAUCUUGCAUAGUUUCUCAUCUUACUCUACUUUUUUUUCUUUUUAGAGAGAGAAUCUAGGGUUCUUCUUCGUUUUCUCCUAGUGAAGGUUCUAAGGUCUUCUUGUAGCUUUCUUCUUUGGUUCUUGAGGAAAUUUUGACGAAAUGGGAAGGGGAAGGGUUCAGCUACGGCGGAUCGAGAAUAAGAUACGGAGACAAGUGACGUUUUCAAAGCGAAGAACAGGUUUGGUGAAGAAAGCUCAAGAGAUCUCAGUGUUAUGUGAUGCUGAUGUUGCUUUGAUUGUCUUUUCUCCAAAAGGCAAGCUCUUUGAGUACUCUGCUGGCUCCAGCAUGGAGAGAAUUCUGGAUCGAUAUGAGAGGUGUUCAUACGCCGGUCAAGACAUUCCUACACCCAGUUUGGAUUCGCAGGGUGAGUGUUCAACCGAAUGUUCGAAGCUCUUGAGGAUGAUUGAUGCUAUGCAAAUAAGCUUAAGGCACUUAAAAGGAGAAGAGGUAGAUGCUCUAAGUAUCAGAGAGCUUCAGAGUCUGGAGAUGCAACUUGAUACUUCCCUCAGGAGAACUCGCUCUAGAAAGAACCAGCUCAUGGUAGAGUCCUUAGCACAGCUCCAGAAAAAGGAGAAGGAACUCAAAGAACUGAAGAAACAGCUAACAAAGAAGGUUGAUCAAGGUGAAGACAUUGAGCCGCAAAACAUCAGCCAAGGGUUAGACUCAACACCACCAUGUGAGACACCGCACCUGUUGCCAGGACCUAUUUCUCCCCACCCUCCCUUGUCUAUCGGUACUUAUAGGGACACAUCGCAAAUGAAUGAAAUUGGAGAAAAAGAUACCGGAAUCCUAGUUCGCUCGGGGAAUACAACGUUGCCGCACUGAAUGCCUCGGCUCACUGGAGAGUAGAGGUUCAAGGUCAUCUUGGUUUGUUAUUUUCAGUACUUAAAUUUAUAGAAACUAAAUAACUUCUCGGUUUAAGUAGAGAACCAAACCGAAUAUCAUGAAAUAUAUUCGGUUUUGGUAUUCUUAGAACCGGUGUAAGAUGUUCCAAGUUUCAAACUUCGAACUAAUUUCAGAAAAUUGUAUCCCGAAUGUGAUUUUGUAUAUUUUAUUAAUGACUGUACUUUGCAUUUUGUGUUCUUUGUCAGCAACAUCAAUAUUGCAGGUUUGGAGUCGGAUAAGUUUCCUUUUCUACAUUUAUAUUUUCAUUCUGCAUAAAAAAAUCGGAUAAGACUAAUCUUAGACUUUCUAGUUGGUGAACCUUUCUAAAACUCUUGUUGCCAAUAGCCUUGACUAUCAUCUAUUCAUUAAUUAGGUUUACUCUUCCAUUUUUGUUCCUCCUCUAAGGCUUAAUCACUGCUUAUUUGCCUAGAUGACUUGAACCCUUGUCAUGUCUUGGCUAAUCGAAAGCAUCUGAUAUAGGGAAAUUACAACUGGAGAAGAAUGGUAAAUACUUGAGAGAGAGAGUCACCAUGCAAAACAAAGAACGAAAUAUGUGUUCGUUAACUAAUGAGGGUCUUUAAAAAUGAACGGCUUAACAUUGGCUAACCUAUAAAUAAUACUAGAGAUUGAUGUGCGGAUAUUGGAUCUUACAUUUUUAUACAUUGAUAUUUAUUUUUCAUAAUUAGUGUUAUAUUUUAGAUGAGUCGUAAUAUAACUAAUUGUAUUCAAUAGACUUAGACCGAAUUGGAUAAUAUGAUUAUUUUUAUACAAAUUUCCGAAUCCGUUUCAGAUAUAUUUGUUAUUAGAUAUUUAUAGGUUUCUAUACAUCAAAACCGAACACAUCCAGACCCAGAAGGAUCCAGUUAAAAACCUACACAUAAAUUUAUAAUAUUUAAACGGAGCUUAAUUUCAAAAAAAAAAAACGAUACCCGAAAAAAACAACUCGCACCUAAAUGGAAUGUUCAUGUCUAACUGAUUUUAUAAACUAAUAAAAAAAUGAUUUCUAUGUGUUUGGCUAUAUGAAGUGAAAUAGUAAGAGUUUUUAUUUAGUAAAAUAAUAAAAUGGAGUGAGAAAUUAAGUGACAAUAUAUAUAAUACAUUUUUAUUAUUUUGAUUCAAGUUAUUAUUUUAUUCAGAAAACAUGUUUCUGAAUUAUUUUUUGGCUACGUAAUUUUCAUCGAUUGAAACUAAAAUUAAAACAAAAAAUAGUAAAACAAACUAAACCAAACGUUUAACCAUAUGCAAAACCCAGUUAUUUUACAUUUUUUAUUUUAUAAUUGGCACAAAAUUAAUGUUGAUUAACUAAUAAAUAAAAAAUAUGCACUAUUAUUAUUAUUAUGGUAAUAUAAUUAAUAAUGUGAUAUAUUGUUAAUGUAAUAUAAUUAAUGAAAUUGUUAAACUGAGUGAAAUAUGGAAAAAAAAUUAUUGUAAUUACUAAAAAAAUAUUAUACUGCUUUCUUAUACUGCUAUCAAUAUUUACAAAUAAUUAUCAUUUAUAUUAUUAUCUAUGUUUCUAGACAGUACCAAAUGGUACUUCAAUUUUAAUAAUAUAUAUAUAUAUAUAUAUAUAUAUAUCAAUCUAUUCCAUAGAAAUGAUACACACCAUGAUCGUGGCAACGAAAAUAUCAAGGAUGCGUUCAAAUUAUAAAUAUUUUGAGAUGUUAAUCGACAUUAACUUAAACAUAAUAUAGGGGACAAAUUUCAGUAGAUCUUAAAUAUGAUUUAAAUAAUUAAACACAGUUAAGUAAAUUAGGCAUGAGCACAUUUUUAUGGAACAAAAGAACCAAACCAAACCGAGCCAAAAAAUGAGACUUUGGUUCGGGUUUUGAUUCUAAUAAUUAUUUGAACAGAUCUUAUAUCUAUAUAAUCGAAAAAUCAAAUCUAAAUCAAGAAUCGAAUAAAUACCUGAAUUACUAUAAUAUUUUUUAUGUACUUAUAAAUAUUGGAUUAACUAUAGGCCAAAUUGGCUGAAAAACCACGAAACAUAAGUUAAUUAGGGAAUCAUGCAAUCGAAAAGUUAAUUAGGUUCGUUGAUGUACAGUAGGUCGCGAAAUUACCCACAUAUCCCCUUACGAUAUCCAACUUGAGUAGGUAGGGUGCAGAGCUAAAGUAGGCAUAUCAAAUAUAGGUACAACUGUCAGAUGGUGUCAGAAGAAAAGACAUUUUGUCUCGCAUAUAUUCCCGCGAGAAAAAAUUUUAAAUGAGUAAGACAAAUAUAUUCAGUUAACCUAUUAUUGUUAUACAAUUCAUCGUUUAGUCCCUACAAAAUUGGUUCAAUUAAGGAACAAACCCUAUGUUUUAUGAUAUGCGAACUAAGACAAAACAUGAACUUCGCUUUGCAGCUAACCUUCGUAUAUAAAUAUAUAACAAGAUAAGGAACAGUAAUUAGACAGUGGAUAUUUUACAUUGAUUGGAUGGAAAUUUCACAGGAAACAUACAUAAGAAACGAUAUUAUACAAUGGUAAUGAAAAUUAAAAGUGAAAAUAAUUAAUAUUGAAAACCGAUAAACAAGCUGCAGUUCAUAUCUUAAGCAGUAAGAGCACGACGGUUGCAACGAAAAAGCCGGCACAAGAAAAGAAAACACAGUUACGAAUAUUCUUAUCGGACUGAAUGAUUUGAGCUUUGACGAUUUCUUCAAUAUGAAUCAAUAGAUCAUCGUUCGGACCGGUGGAACGAUUAACCUCAACCGCCGCUAACUGAGCAUUGGCCGUCGAGAAGGCUUCACGGAGAGCUUUGAUUUCUGCAGCUUGUCGACGGAUCUUGUCCCUAGCUUCCAAGAGGCUUCUCUUCUGCCAUUGACAGGGCAAGUCCUUGUCUGACCACUCUAAGAACCCAUGUACGUCGCAUUUAAAAAAGCGACGGCCGGGAUUUGCGUCUGUCCAGGAGAUCGACAGUGUAGUUGGCUGCAAACAAUGACAAAGGGGAAAAAUGAUGGAGGCCGUAGAUGAAAUGGAAGCUGAAGAAGAAGUCUGACCAGAAGCCAUCGAAAAGAAGUGUUAAGUUGAUUUCCGAUGAAGAAGAAACGUGUAUAGCAAUGUUAACAAUAAAAGUGAAGCUUAUUUGUAAUAACACGCGUCGGGAAAAGGGGCCACACAUAUAAUUGUUUUUAAAAAUGAAAUAUGUGGUUCCCAUUUCAUGAACGUGACAAAUACUUGUAAUAACUAACAAAACCGGUUAACAAAACCAAUUAAACUAUUAAAUGCGAACCGAAAACCAAACCGGUCCGACAUUUUUAACAAAACCAUCGGAUGAUAACGUCUAGAAAGAUUGAAACUAAUAAAAUAUUGGAAUAUGUCAGAGAUAUUUUCUGAAGCCUACACCUAAUGAUGAGGUCUAGUACUAGGUAGCCGGUGCAGAAUAAGCUUACGUAUAUCUGGAUUUUGUGUAAGUAACUCCACCUUCUUAUCUCCUUCUGGCUAUAAAUACAGGGCCCCAUCAUCCCAAAUCAGAUAAACCAAGCAACAAACAAAAUCCAGUUUGGUUUGUUUAAUUCCGGAAAUCUUUGGUGAUAGAGCUUUUAAGGUUUUUUUCUUAUCUUUUUCUAGGGUUUCACAUUUUAUGCUACUGUUACCACAAAAAUCUGUAUUCCUUUUCACGGCUUCAUGUUUAUCACUCAGCAUAAUUUAUUUUUACUAAUAUUUUGCGUAUCUUGUAGAGAUGGGGUGGUUUGUGAAGCUCCUUCUAGGGCUUUGGAGUAAGUCCGCCAAUGGCGACUGGACUUUUGAAGAAACCUCUUCCUAUCACGGAGAAACGGUGAUAAUAAACAAGACUGACACUUUUGAUGGGUUGGUGGAAUUGAUACGUAUAAGACUGAAUCUGGGGAUUCUAACGCCGGUUGCGUUAACUUAUCAACUUCCGAACUGGAUGCUAGUCCCAGAUUGUUCAAAAGUCCCUCCGAUCACUUUGUGUAACGACAAAGAUGUUGAGACAAUGAUAAGCGCCAGAGACUACAUGUCUGAGCCGGUGCUUUAUGUGACUAGUGGACCUGAGCUAGUUGCAAAAUACCAGUUCUACUGUCGAUCACCUUUCACAAUAGAUGAUAAGGCUUAUCUCGAAGAAGGAGUUACCGAAGAGCAACAUCGACAAGCUAUACGAGGUUCGGUUCUGAUAAUCCACAAACUUUAUAUACUGGUAGCAAAUGUUAUAGGAGCCCUAACUGUAUUUAAUUUCAAAUUUUUGCAAGACUUGGUUGGUGGUCAUCCAAUCGUUUGUAGCAAGCAUAUGUUGGAGAUAAUGUUCAAUGAACCACAACUCCUAAUCGUCUUCCGCGUUGCUCUAGAGAUAGAAAUGGUUUAUUCUUUCCCCGACGAGCAAGGGGUAACUGAAGAUCCAGCUGACUUUCCUAGCCUAACCAUCGAUGACAUUAUCGAUAUGGAGCAAGGUUACACCUUAUCACCGGUUGAGCCGAGCAACUAUGAACCUGGCGAUGAAGGUAUUGGUAGUCUAUAAUAAUUUUCACGCAUUAUAAAUCAAUUUAAGUAGUUAACAUUUAAAUAAUCGAUUUUACUAAUUGGAUGAACCGGUUAUAGCGUACUACAAGUUAACCUGUCAGAUGACAAUAUUUGGAAUGUUAUAGACUGUAUAUGGAUGCUUAAUAUUCAGCCCACCAUAUCAACAUUCAUUUCAUAGAUGUAUUUACAUUAUAAACUAAUGAACUUUAUAACGUUGCAAGUGCUGUACGGAGAACCGGUGAGUCUAGAGGAGAUGGAAAAUGCAGAACGCAAUUUCGCCGGAACAAUCAUUCUUCACCAACCAACCCCUUUGGAAGUCGAACCAGUUAACAUAUGGAGGGGAAAUACGCAAGAAGAGCCAUACUGGGAUGGUAUGAUGGAGGAAGAAGACAACUAUGAGGUCUACGUAACACAGUCACCACACCCAAGUCAGGGAGUUGAACCUCUGCCACUUGCUCCAAAUCGAAGGGUGAAUGCUCCACAACCAGCUACAAUAAUCAUGAUCGAUGAUGAAGAUGAUGGAUCAUACACCGGCUCUUCUGAGGGGGUUAACGAGAACGAUAAUAUCAGUAACCCCCCUCCACCAGAAGAAAUUGGAGUCAUUGCCAACGAGCAAACGAAAAGUGCACCAGCUAGUAGGAAAGGUAUUUUGUUAUGGAACUAUUAUGAUGUUGUAAAGCAUAUUGUUUUUUCUAACCAGAACUAAUGGAUAAUUCUUGAUUCACUAAGGUGAAUCGUCUGGCGAAGUAGACCAAAACAAAACAGCACCAUCGAAUGAAGUUGUCGUUGCCUUACCAGCAGCUCCAAUUCCCAGUAAUGAAGAACUCUGCCUUGAUCUCACACUUGGCGUGGGAAAAAACAUGAGCACCUCUAGAGGUGUUACCUUGGUUGACGUCGACGACUCUGUCUCUGAAGGUGAAGAGGGCAGUGGUGGGUUUGAUCCCCUCUUUUAAAAUGAACUGGCUCUUAAAAUUAUAGAUAAGAUAAAUAAGUUGCCUAUGUUUUGUUGUGAAAUAUGUGGGUUCCGGCAUAUCCUUUUUGGCGUUUCUUUUACUCUAAUGAUGCAUAAGACACUAUGUUUGCGGCAGUAUGUAAUGUAAAAUAUCAAUGUUAAAUAUGUUGAUGCAUUUCUAUCUCAUUAUAUAACUAAUCCAUCAAUCGAAAAACAAAUUGUAGGAAACCAAACAAACAAUUCAGAUGACUUAUAUGAGGGAAAGGUUUUUACAAGUAGAGCCCAUUUCAAACAACAUAUGGCCUUAUAUGCAUUACGCCGUAAAUUUCGGUUUAAACACUCGCGUUCCUCAGCAGAAGGAAUGGUGCUUCGUUGCGUCAGUGCUGCAUGCAACUGGAGGGUUUAUGCUAUAAAAUUUAAAAAUGUGGACAAGUAUGAGAUUCGCAAAUUGUCUUCGUACCAUUCAUGUUCAGUUGACGAUCGAGCAGGUAUAACCAUUACAUUUCACAUGUUGCUGAAACAAUACACAGUCUUAAUGUAUAAAACGAAACCGUAUAUAUAUUAAAAAAAAAAAAAAUUGAACAUCAUAAUAAACAAAUGAUCAGUUAUACAUGAGAACAAACAAAUGAUCACUUAUUAAAAAAUAUGUUUACUUUUUUUCUCCCGAUAUGAACAAUGUAAUGAACUUAAUAACUCAAAGAUUAUCGAAAGCAGUGUUUGUUCAUAUAGUGUGCUUAUCACCUACCUAAUACUUGAUAAUUUCCAACAAUUACUUUCAUAUUAUAUAAUGGGUGAUAACAAAUAACCGAAAACUAAUGAAGCGCAUGAACAGGAUAUGAGGAACAGGCGACACAUUCAGUCAUUGGCGAAAUGAUCAAGUCCAGAUUUGCUGGCCAAGGUUGUGGGCCUCGGCCGAAUGAGAUUAUUCAACUAAUGCUUGGGGAACAUGAUAUUAGGAUUUCUUAUUGGAAAGCGUGGCGUUCACGAGAAGUUGCCCUCGAAUAUGCGAAAGGAUCAUCUGGUACGUCAUUCACAAUGCUCCCAGAUUACCUCCACAGACUGGUUGUCGCAAAUCCCGGCACUAUAGCACAAAUCCACACAGUUUAUGAUGUUGUUGUUGGCCAUAGGUUCAAAUAUAUGUUUCUUGCAAUGGGUGCUUGUAUUAGUGGUUUUAAUCAUAUGCGUCAUGUUAUUAUCAUCGAUGGGGCACAUUUGAGAGGAAAGUACGCGGGUUGCUUAUUGACAGCAUCAGCACAGGAUGGGAAUUACCAAGUCUUCCCUAUAGCUGUUGCUAUAGUUGAUGGUGAAAAUGACAGUGCAUGGGAAUGGUUUAUGAAAAUGCUUUUGCAAUUCAUCCCCAACAAAGAAGAAGUUGUUUUUGUUUCAGACAGACACUCUUCAAUAUACAAUGCAAUAUCCAAGGUUUGAUCCUCUAAUACAACAUAGUCAUUCUACAUUACUUAGUAGUGACGUAGGUUAGAAGAUUAGUUAAACUAUUUAUUAUUUUCCUGUCUUUAUAAAAGAACACUUGUAAAUGUCAUGGCAUGUCUAUUUACAUGUAGGUCUACACUGCAGCUAAACACUGUGCAUGCGUUUUACACCUGAUACGCAACAUCAAGACACAUUACAAAAACAAGCACCUUGGUUACUUGAUUGGGAAGGCUGCUAGGGCAUUCCAGCUCUCGGAAUUUUAUACCGCUUUCAAUGAAAUAAAAAACAUUAAUCCUUCUUGUGCGGAAUACCUUAUAGAUAUUGGAUUGGAGCACUGGUCUCGAGCUCAUUUUUCAGGAAACCGCUACAACAUAAUGACCAGCAAUAUUGCGGAAACAUGGAAUUCCGUACUGCACGAGGCAAGGGAGUAUCCGAUAUUGCCUUUGGUUGAGUAUAUCCGAACAAAACUUAUGAACUGGUAUGCAGAACGUCGUGAUGUUACACAGUUGGGGAGUAGCCGGUUGACUCCACGUGUUACUGAAAUUUUGGAAGCCAAUUUCGAACGGAGUGGGGGUUGCUUGUAAACCGGAUUAACAAGGGCGAGUUCGAGGUGAAAGAGAAGAAUGGUUCCUCAUUCCACGUUAACCUAACAACAAAGGCCUGCAGCUGUUGCGCAUUUCAAUUUCUCCUCAUUCCUUGUCCCCAUGCAAUUGCUUCAGCAAUCAAGGAGAGAAUUAGUAUCGAAUCUCUUGUAUCUGACUAUUACACACUAGGAGCUCUUGCCUCUGCAUAUGCCAAAGAUAUACUCCCCAUCACCAACAAUACAAAUGGAGUUACUAUCGAAGGAGAAGAAGCCUCACUCCAUAUUUUCCCUCCAGUAACAAGACGACCCCCUGGCAGACCUCGCAAAAGUCGAAUAUUAUCAACUGGUGAAAUUAGGGUAAGCAAGUCUAUAUCUUAUGUUUUAAAUAAUACAACAAGCUGGUUACAUCAAAUACUUUUUGGCAGAUGAAAACUCCAAGAAAAAGACAUGUUUGUAGCCGUUGCAAAGGGAAUGGACACAAUAAAGCAACUUGCAAAGUUGCAAUAUAAGAACAUCAAGUCGUAUAAAGUCGAAGAGGCAAUUCUCGGAUGAUGAAGGUGUUUGAUAAGCAUGGUGGGGUGUCAAUAGACAUCAUAAUUUAAACAUGUUAAUGUAAAAUAUUUUAUACAUGUUUGGUACGAGGCAGGUUUGUACUUGUUCCCGAGAUUGUUAAAUAAAUAAGAUGCCCACGAAGAUAAUAUAUUAUAGACCCACAGUAAGUCAUAUGUAAGCCUCGUGGUUGCCAUAAAUAUUAACGCUUUAAACAUGUUAACUGGUAAAUGCAUGAAAAAUUCCAAGGCUCGGAUAUAGAACCAUAAUUUGGUUGUCAUAUUCGACCUUAUAUAAACAUACAUGAAUAUAUGUAAUGUCUGUUGAGCAGAAAAAAGAAAAUCCAGAUUUUGAUGGAACUACAACUUAUUGUACUUUAAAACAAGAAAUACAUUAAAGUGAACAUAUUAGUGCUUUCAACAAACACUCACCCUUACACUAGGUAAGGCUCCGACAUUAUAUAGAAGGUAGACAUAUUAAUAGAAAGGAUUAAAGUAUCAUGCAUACAAUUUUGAAAACACAAAUCCAUUGAAUAACGUAAGUAAGAUAAGAAGUAUGAAUAUAAAAAAAUCAUUGCAAAAUUAACCAGAUUUUGAAAAUUAAUCAACGGCGUUUACUAACAAAAAUAAUGUUAGUAUUGGCCGAAUAUAGAUAAUAUAAGUUACACAUACUUAACGAAACACCAAAGCGUCUGACACAAGGAUCAUAUAACAAGUCCGGGAGAAAAUGUGAACUACAACAUGCGAAGCAAACGACAUACACUCAGAGAUGCAUUGAUUGAACCAUAUCUUAAAAGAUACGACAACAGAAACCAUAACCUACAACUUCUCAUAGACCUCAUACGCCAAUAUUGCUGCACACAUCCCUUCUUCUUCGAGAAUAUCAUUAUUGAUAUUCUUACACACCUCGAUACCAUAUAGAGCAUGGGUGGCCAUUAACAAAACAGCCAUCAAUCCACAAUCUGAAGGGUUCUUAUGCUGAUGGAGUGAUUUCGGCCUAGCAACAUCAUAACACUGGAUUAUAGGAUCAGCUCCUAUAGGUAGACAUGCAAAUCUAGCCACAUAUGGUAACAUCUGGACUAUAGGCGUUAGAUAUUUAUCCAGCGACGCAUCUUUGAACUUGGCCGUAUUACAAUCUAGAACUGUGACAAUCCCACGAGCAGCAUCGAAGCAUAUACCAACCCAAUGUUUAUUUGCGACAUUAAAUGGAAAGUAAUACCUUGUCGGGUGGAUAUUUUGAGAAUCUUUAGUGGGGAAAACGUCGCUCAAAACCUUAGGGAAAACGAAACUCUCUUUUUUCUUACUCUUGAGAAACCUGGGAAACGUCUUGAUUAUACCGGAGACAAAUUUGGUAUCAAAAAAUUCAGAACUCUGGGCCCCUUCAGUUGGCAACUGAUGAACGAUAGUUAAACGCAAAACGCGAAUAAGAAUAUCAACUACCUGUUAUGGAGGGAAAUAACUGGGUAUUACAUCAACAUAUUACGUAAUAUUCAAAUAAACUGGAUUACGAGUUCAUACCUUUGCAGAAAACAUGCGUGGUCUCUCAACAAUGGAGACAAUGUCUUUCGGAUAGACUGCUAUCCCACCAAGAUUAAAUACACUGGUAGAACAAAAUUGUUCUGAGUGAAUACACUUUAUCUUACAUAAUGGCAAUUGUACUGACAGACAAAAAGAAUAAAAAAUUUAACAACUUACAAUUUCGCCUUAAGUUUGGUUGCGAGUAUGGCAUACUUCCUGGUCGUUUCACUUAUAUCAGCUAAACCAAAAAUAAACUUCUGUGAAUCUCUCAACCGGGAACGUAAAUGGGGCCCGCAUUGGUAAUCGUCCAGCAGACCCGAUGGCACCAUCUUCUGCCUCUUACUUUUCCGUGAUCCUUGUCCUUCUUCUAUAUUGUCACGACCAUUGUUGUCAGAGAUUGGAUCCCCUCGACCAACCUCCGUAGCCAUAACAUGAGCAUCAGGCUGAAGCUACUCUUCUUGAGUAAGACCAAGCGAGAAGGUCGGCUCAUCCGUUUCCCUAAGAAGUUGCCUAUGAUUUGCCCCGUUUUCCUAGAAGAACAAAUAGUAAUCAAACAAUUAACGAUUUUCCCAUAUUGUAAUCGAUUACCAUAUACAUAACCAACAUACCAAACUUUGCUGAAACGCAUUUUGCCUAGUACAAUUCUCGCUAUGAGCUGAUGGUGCACAUGUAUCAGAAACUGGAUCAACAGGAACAUAUCCAUAACCCACAUCGACUUCCUUUGUUGGGGUACGAUUCUCAUCCUGAGUAAGCAUAAUUAUUUGGACUAUAAGAAAACAUAGGUGAAUAGACAACAAAGACGUAGAAACAAAGGAUCAACGUAAUAGCAUACAAAAAUUAAAACCUGGCUCCUUUUGGUGGCUCUUGGCGGCGUGGAAUAUGCACUUAUGUGAGACAACACGUUUCGGAUAGUAUUGGCAUUGACAUCAGGAUCUUGAUCGGUAUGGUUUGCCCGAACAGAGACUUCACCCACACCAAGCGGAGGAAUAUGGUGUGUCCCAUUAUGAUGAACAACUUGCUCUUUACACAACGCAGACACCAUAUCCUUAACACAUGCAAGCAUUUCAUCUUUAAACUUAGAUAAAACAGACUCCACUUGUCCAACAACAUUCCCUUCCAAAGCAUCAACCCGGGAACAUGCGACCUUAAUGGUCGUCUCCAUCACAUCAAACUGAGAUUUGAUUUUGUCUAUCACAAGAGAAGCAAUGGAACAUGGAUCAAGGUCAUGAGCAGUAAUACGCACAUUAUUUGCUCUCUUUGCCUUUGAGGUUGAUUUACAUGAUUCGCGCAUACGAUCAACAUCAUGCUUCCUAACCCCACCACGAAACAUUGAAGUACUGAAGUUACUGUUUGAGUUCAGGCGGUGUAACAUGUUCUCCACUUGCUCAUCAUGCUCUUCGUCGGAAUAAACCACGUAUUCCCCCUCAAUAGGCCGGAAUGGGUCUUCAGGUAAGACACUACGAACGAUAACCUGAACAUACACAUUAUACUACUGGUUACAAACAAUAAUUGACACCGACUUGUAGUUAAUAUAUAGCUUCCUAUACUAAAUCAAUCGUGUCCAGGAACGGAUUUUAUAAAAAAAAAAAUUAUAAUAACGUUAACAUAAAAAUAUGAAGCUUCAACUUACAUCACUUCUCUUAUCAACACUUCUGCCGUGUGCUGGAUUCAAAGUUUGUUUCUUAGUAAACAUAUCACGCCCAUGACCGUCAAUAUCUUCGCUGUCUGAUUCGGACGAAGAACACGUAUCUUGCACAACCUCUGUCAACGCCGGAAUAGCUUCAACCAUAACAAGUUGUAGAGCAAGAACAAAUCCUUUCACAGCAAUCGUGUUUUGAGACAGCGCAAUCUCAUCUCUCUCUCUAAUACUAGCCAUUAGCAUGUCAAACGCAAGUCUUCCCCAAGGGAACGAAAAAAAUGCUUCAAGAUCUUUAAUUGCUUCUGCAUGCUCUCUAGCAAUCUUCAUCUUCAGGCUUGUUGGGAGAAGAACGGAUUCAAGAAUUGCCAAGCAUGCGUAUUUAAUACGGAUUUCCCUGUCCUUAACAGUUUUCCGGUAUAGCAUCUUGAUGACCGCAGAGACGGUGACAACCUCAACUUUACCGAAUAAAGAAGGCCAAUACGGUGUCUCAGAUAUUGUUUCCUUUAGCUUCAUCUUCGACUUGGGGGGAAAUUUCCCACAUGGUAGUCCCGUCACAAUCGCAAAUUCUCUGAGUGAAAACCUAACCGGUUUUCCCGCAAAUCGGAACCACGUUUCAUGCUUCUUCUUCGUUUUAAGCUGCCUUGAUAACAUAUAUCGAGCGAAUCUACCGGAAAAGACAGGUUUGUCGGCGAUUUCGAUCAAUUUCCCAAAUGAAGAUCGCCUUAUAAUUUCAACCUCCUCGUCAUCUAAAGCAUUAAAAAUCCGUUUUAAAGAGCUAGAUGAUUGAUACGUUAGAACACGAACCCCUACCGGUUCCUCGCCAGCUGCAAACAUCAUGUCUGGAAUUGGACGCAUGUCUUCUUCUUCCGGUGAAUCGGGACAAUCAACAAGACGUGCAGACACCAUUGCCUCCAGCUGCACCUUCGAAUUGUGAAUCCAGAUUUUCAACUUAGUAAACUCCGCCAAGAAAACGGUGAAAAAAUAGAAAGGAAUUGAUAAACAUGUGAGAACAGUUCAUUGAUACUAAUGGAAGGGAAGGAAUAUUUGCAGUCUUUACAAUCUUUUUUUGUUAUCUACAGUCAUUUAGAUCAUUAUUGCUCUACAUUAGGUAUUCAGUAUAGGUUUACUGUACUGUAGGCGUGUCAGGGAACAGUUAUAACGUAUGGAGGUUACUUUAGGCAUAUCGACAUUGUCGAACAGUACCAAUCUGAUCACCUAAAUAAUCUUUAUAACGUGUAUAUCCACCGCAAUUGUCCUUAACUAUAUCGAAUUUUAAAAUAACUAAAUAAUUUUAAAAUAUAUUUUUGUAAACUAAAAUAUCAAGAAUCAUGAAGCACAAUAAUAUUUUUUGGAAUAUUUUAAAUUAUUUGAACUAUCCAAAUUUUUAUUCGAAAACCCAAAUUUUAUUGACAUUUAAUAACUUUAACCUAAAUUAACCAAAAACUAGAACCAAACCAGAACCGAAUGUCCAUGGCCAAAGUAAAUUCAUCAAAAAAAAAUAUGUUAAUUUAUAAUUUCAACUAGUUUUGGGAUAUUAAAUUUUUUUGGAGAUUGUGACAAUAAUUGUCUCACAAGAGAACCACACCCGAACAGAUAACCAACUAUCAUCCAUACCUAUUCGUACCAAUGGUUCAUCUACUAAACGGUUCAACCCGGACCCGGAAACCCCGAGUGAAACCCAUGUGCCUUCCGUUGAUGCAAUUCGAAAGCUUUGUAGAGGGAACAUCCGAACAUGAUACCCAUUCGGAGUUUUUUGAUAAAGGGAGCGAAAUCAGAGAAGACCGUUGAGAGCAUUAGGCGUAACAUAACUGUCCAGGGUGGUAAUAGUAUUACUAGUGCCAGUGAUGCUAGUAAUGAGAGUUUGUGUAAAGGGAAGCGUAAAGAAAAAGGUCUUUUCUGGGGAGAGUUUGAGUUCUUCACAAACAAGAGAAGCUGCAGAGGUUGAGGAGCCUUGUGAGGGGACAAAGGAAGGAUUUGAAAGCUAGAAUGCUUGAAGUCUUGAGAGAGGAAGUUGAACGUAAGAGGAUGCUUGAUGAGAGGGGUAGUUGAAAGGAAUGUACUUGACUUCCAAAGUUUAUUUUUAUUUUUUUGUUUUUUCAGGCAUAAGAAAGCAAUGCUGGAAGCUUAUGAUCAGCAAGAAGCAAGAAUAUUUGCUGAGUAUCACAAAAGGCUACAAGUAUAUGUUACUCAAGCGAGAGGUUGAGUUUAGAUGCUUAACACGAACGUUGAGAGGGAAGCUGUUUAUUCCUCUGUCAGCUGAUGAUGUCAUUCUAACCCCAGAACGGAGUAUGAUGAACUGCCUGAGUAGUCCUCCUCUACUCCUUCAGGCUAUUGCUGCACACACCCAACGCCUUAAGACACUAAUAUUCAGAGAGAUAGAGAAGGUAGAUGUCAGAGCUGAUGCUUAGAGGCAUUGAUAUUUAUAUGCGUUUCUCUUCCUCUUCUACUGAAUGGUAUAUAUGUACGCUCUGAAAUUCAUGUUCCAGUGUACUGAUAAGCCAAUGAAAGCUAUUUGAUGUCAAUCUAUUCUACAGGUAUAAGUACGAAAACAACCGGGUAAUGGAGAUUUCUUCUUCUGUUGUGAGCUAGCCAUUAAGUUAUCAGUUUAAUGGUAAUAUGGGAAGAUAGCCAGAUACUCAUUCCAAAGGAUCAAACAACGAGUUCCUUGAACGAAAGGUUGCUCUCGUUAUCUGCCUUUUUUCUUUCUGGUUAUUUUAGCAUAUAAUGUUCAGAAAGGACAUAAUUUGAGGCUUACCGUUUAGCAACGGACUUAAGAUUUUGUAGGCCAGCUGCUGCAUUUAAACUUUUUCAACUUUCUGAUCAUUUAUCUCAUGCUUAUUUCCAGAAAGCACAUGUGCAACAAUUUUGGAAACUGAAGAUGCACUGAGACCGUUUGCAUGGAAUGCUGACACCAGAGUUAAUUAUAUUCUGACUCCAAUCAGCAUUAUAUAGCUAACUCAGUUAGAGAGAAUGUCCAGUUUAAGUUAGUAUAUACUUGCUUGACCAAGAUGUUUAAUUUUCCUUUGCAGUUGGACGUAUGGAGCAAGAAACGAGAAGCUGCUGCUUUGAAGGCUAGCUUAAAUAUAUUGACAUAAACUAUGCGCUUAGAGGAAAGACGCUGAACAUUCCUUAAAACAGAAGUGGUAUUAUCCCAGUUGAUUUUUUUUUAUUAAACUAAAAACAACUCGUAAUGCAACGGCUUGUCUAAUCCAGACAUGUCAUUAGUCCGAUUUUCAUAUAUUUAUAAAUAAUAAUCAAAUUACAAUAUCAAUCCUCUCAUAUUGUUUGUAAUAAACAGAAUUCAUAUCAUUAUAUCAUAUGAUUCGAAGGAGCUAAGCCAUUAACCUUUAUUUUUUUCUGAACAUAAUGAACCAAAACCAAACCUGUAUAUUAACAACAAAUUCUCUCAAUCAUAUUUUCUUGCAGCAAACAAAAAGAAAGAAAUUAGUGACAAUUAAAAGAAAAACAUUUUAUGUUCUUUGAAAAAUAAAAUAUCUGAUGGAAAUAUGGUUUGGCUAGAAAAGCAUCACUACGAUCAAAUAAGAAAUCAUUAAAACAUAAAACGUUCAAAAUUAACACGAAAAAAACAAACUGUCAGACCGGUAGAAGUCUCUAGUUAAUUUUUGUUUGAUGUUGUCAAAAAAAAAACAACAAACCAAACCAGAAAACAUUAAAACAAGUAAACAAAUACACAAGUGGAAAUUUUUUAUAAUUACUAGACUGAUAUGCAAAAACAUAGCGUUUAUAAGUGUAAAAAAAAAUAGAACAUAUCAUCAACGAUCUUUUUUUUUUGAAAAAAAAGCUUAAGAAAUUUGAACUAUUUCUCGAUUUGUGCGUGUCAUCUUUGCGCAGGGACCAUGCUAAUCUUCUAUGUAUCGUUCCAAUUUUAUUGGAUGUCCCCAAAGGAACAACAUCAACGAUCUUAUUGACAGAAUACUUAUGUUCUAUUUGUUGUCACAAAUUUACACUAAGUUUUCACAUCAAUCAAGUUAAUAUAAAAACUCCCAUUAAAACCUUGAAAACACUAAAAUUUUAAACAAGUAAACAAAUCAAAACAUUAUGUUUUAAGAAAUGCAAGUGGAAAUAUUUUGGAGAAUUUUAUUAUUACUAAAUUGAUUUAAAACAUAGUGAUCAUAAGUGUAAGAAAAAUAGAACAUACCAUCUCUAACGAUCUCAAUGACAGGAUACUAUAUUCUAUCUUUGACACAAAUUUACACUACAUUUCCAUGGUCAAUCAAGUUAAUAUAAAAAUUAUCUUUAAAAACAUUGAAAAAGUUGUAAUAAAAAGAAAAAAAAAACCGUUUUCGCUAGAAAAGAAUCACACCAAUUCAGUCACAAAACACAUAAAUAAUAGUUUUGAGAGAAACUAAAAAAAAAU
This is a messenger RNA of Brassica rapa (field mustard), 17485 nucleotides long. RefSeq names its product truncated transcription factor CAULIFLOWER A-like. Gene Ontology annotation, cellular component: nucleus. The record is from RefSeq and is a predicted model, not a curated record. Lineage: Eukaryota; Viridiplantae; Streptophyta; Magnoliopsida; Brassicales; Brassicaceae. Gene Ontology annotation, molecular function: DNA-binding transcription factor activity; protein dimerization activity; RNA polymerase II transcription regulatory region sequence-specific DNA binding. Gene Ontology annotation, biological process: positive regulation of transcription by RNA polymerase II.